Molecule: messenger RNA, 837 nt
Organism: Carlito syrichta (Philippine tarsier)
Lineage: Eukaryota; Metazoa; Chordata; Mammalia; Primates; Tarsiidae
Gene: TNNI3
Product: troponin I3, cardiac type
Exons: 8
Coding region: 145-780 (211 amino acids)
Biological process (GO): muscle contraction
Cellular component (GO): troponin complex
Source: RefSeq, a predicted model, not a curated record
AGUGUCCUCAGUGAGGCUUCAGCAGCCUGGAGGAGACCUAACUUCCCUGGGACCCUCAAGGUCACCCCGGACUCCCCUCACUGACCCUCCAAAAGCCCCCGGCCCCUUCUCCACUUCCUGCGAGUCCGGCCUGAGUCUCUCAGCAUGGCGGAUGAGAGCAGCCAUGCGGCGGGCGACCCGACCCCCGCGCCCGCCCCGGUCCGACGCCGCUCUUCCGCCAACUACCGCGCCUACGCCACGGAGCCACACGCCAAGAAAAAGUCUAAGAUCUCCGCCUCGCGAAAACUGCAGCUGAAGACCCUGAUGCUGCAGAUCGCGAAACAGGAGCUGGAGCGCGAGGCGGAGGAGCGGCGCGGAGACAAGGGGCGCGCUCUGGGCACCCGCUGCCAGCCGCUGGAGCUGGCCGGGCUGGGCCUCGCGGAGCUGCAGGACUUGUGCCGACAGCUCCACGCCCGAGUGGACAAGGUGGACGAAGAAAGAUACGAUGCAGAGGCAAAAGUGACCAAGAACAUUACAGAGAUUGCAGAUCUGACCCAGAAGAUCUUCGACCUUCGGGGCAAGUUCAAGCGGCCCACCCUACGCAGGGUACGGAUCUCUGCAGAUGCCAUGAUGCAGGCCCUGCUGGGGGCCCGGGCUAAGGAGUCGCUGGACCUGCGGGCCCACCUCAAGCAGGUGAAGAAGGAGGACACUGAGAAGGAGAACCGGGAGGUGGGAGACUGGCGCAAGAACAUUGAUGCGCUGAGCGGAAUGGAAGGCCUCAAGAAGAAGUUUGAGGGCUGAGCCGCCUCCACCAGCCAAGGACAGCCCUGAGGAAUAAAGCUUCUCUCUGAGCUGAAA